AUGGUGGAUUUAAAUUUUGGAAAAUUCGCUCCCCCUCUAUCUCUAUCUCUCUCCCCCUCUCUCCCUCUCUCUCCUUCUCUCUCUCUCUCUCAGACGUUCGCUAACUAUCAAAUACAGAAAUUGACUUCUCUUUCUUUCUCUUGCUUUCUCGUUUAUCUAUUUUACUACAGAAGAGCAAAUAUGCAGUCCUAUCUAUCUAUCUAUCUAUCUAUCUAUCUAUCUAUCUAUCUCAUUAUGUUCAUAUCUAUCUAUCUAUCUAUCUAUCUAUCUAUUAUAGCGAAACACACCUAUUCUAUUUCCCUUCAUAUCUAUCUAUAUAUCUAUCUCAGUCUGUUCAUUAUCUAUCUAUCUAUCUAUCUAUCUAUCACAGUCUCUUUAUUUUCUCUAUCUGUAUGUUUGUCUCUCAUGACCGAUUCCUAUUAUCUAUCUAUCUAUCUAUCUAUCUAUCUAUCUAUCUAUCACUGUCUUUAUAUUCUGUAUCUGUAUGUAUGUCUCUCUCUCUCUCACCACCGAGGUCUAUCAACUACGAGAGUGCGAACAGUUGUCCUCUGUGUCACUUCUCUUUUCUCUCUCUCUCUCUUCUUUUUUCUCUCUCUCACACACACGUUUGAGGUCUAUCAAGUACAGAAGAGCGAAGAUGUUCUCCUCUCUCUCUCUCUAAUCUCUUUCUCAUGA
Messenger RNA from Acanthosepion pharaonis, 675 nucleotides. Lineage: Eukaryota; Metazoa; Mollusca; Cephalopoda; Sepiida; Sepiidae. The record is from the annotation of a GenBank genome assembly.